Molecule: messenger RNA, 14225 nt
Organism: Antechinus flavipes (yellow-footed antechinus)
Lineage: Eukaryota; Metazoa; Chordata; Mammalia; Dasyuromorphia; Dasyuridae
Gene: TNRC18
Product: trinucleotide repeat containing 18
Exons: 29
Coding region: 2898-11966 (3022 amino acids)
Molecular function (GO): chromatin binding
Source: RefSeq, a predicted model, not a curated record
AGCGAGAGGAACUUGAAAGGGGGUUGUGUAAUGUACCUUUUCCAAUCCCGGGCUGUAUAUGGAGAUUUGGGAUUCUUUAAACCAGUGCUACCUGGAUUUUAUUAAAAAGCGGGGACCUCUGGAGAAAGAAAGCUGGAUUUUCCAGGAAAGCAGAGCAAGCCGGGUCGCAGAGCCUGUUUGCUGGAGGGUGGAGGAGUUGGCGAGCCGAACGGAUGGACUAAAGGACAUUUUCAUACCAAAAAAAGGAAAGGCGGGCAAAAAGUCUGAGUUGGAUAUAAUUCCCCAGAGGGAAACAAGAACGGGGGGCAGGCGGCAGGAUGGCCGAGAGGCGAGGCGGUUAGGCGGGAAGGGGAUCAUCCGCUCCAGCAGGUAGGUUUUUCCCCAGUCUCUUAUUUUUUGGAAAGUUAAAUAGUUGCUUCUCCCACUCGAGUCUCCUACCAUAGGUUUUACCUGCCCUGCUCAGCCUUCACUUCAACCCUUCUCAUCCUCAAAGAACUUGGGAAUGCAAGGACUUUUCUGGGAUCUGAGCUGCAUUGAACUCUUCGACUAUUCCCCAUUUCCCCCACCUUAACCCCCUCCCUAAGACUUUCCCUUCUGAAAAAUGCAACCGGGAAGGCGGGGAUCCCCACUCCAUUACAAAAACACCCCAGCUUUCCUCCAUGCCCCUGCAGGCUGAGAGAGAUGGGGAGAGGGAGAGACAUUUUAGAUUAUAGGCUGUUUUUAAUUAAAAGCCGGAAUUCAGCCAUUUUAACUGCAUUUAAGGGAGAAGAAAAGUAGGAAUCAUCCAAGGCAGCGCACAGAAUGAUAAAUCAACCCUUUCCAUAAUCUGAAUAAGAAGCUUCAACUUUAAGUCUCUAUUUUUUGUCCUGUAUCUAUCUUUUGAAGACAGUAAAAAAAAAAAAAAAGUAAAUUUUUAAAAAAAUCACGUGAAGCUCACCUACCGCUGUGCUUAAGAUGGAAAACAUGUAUCCAAGGUUGUGGUGAUAUUAGAUUUUUAAAAGUAAAUGUUUCAUCUGGUAACCAGAGAAUUGGAGAGAAGGGAGGGGGACGAGGGACGGAUGAGCUGUUUGUAAGUAAAAACCAGGUUAAAAUAAGAAACCAUUAACAAAGCUGGUAAGAGAAGCCCUGGUAAAUGACUGGAGGUAGAUAUUUUUGGUUCAGGGUAUUUUAAGCUUAAAUUAUGUGCAAGUCCAAAGGGAAGGAGAAUGUGGCAAACUCCCUGCUAGUAUUUACUCUGUAGAUAAGACACCAGCAAAACCGAAUACUGGAGGCUUGUCCAGGGGAUGUGGGACUCUUAAGACUGGGGAGGGAUUUGGGUUAGUUUGUCGGGGGAGAUAGCUGCUGGGGUUUUUUGUAUAGUUAAAAAAAAAUGUAUAUAUAAAACAUUUCGGCUGUUUGUAGUUGCCCAUCCCGCUUGCGUUUGAAAAGAGAGGGAAAUGUAUCCAAACUGACUCUCCCUUCCCCCAAGAAAUCAGCAAAGGACAAAUCUUUUAAACAAACAGCUUUAAAUUGGAACUUCGGGAAUAUUUACCAAACAUGGGGGUGGGGAGGACGGAGGAGGAGGAUACUCCCUCUAUUGAGAAUUUUAGGAGUCAGAUUUUAGGAGGGGAAUUUUUUUUUUCAGUUGAUUUUUUUUCGAAGAUGACUGAAGUAGACUUGAUACCAUCACCCACCCACCCCAACCUUUCAAUUGCCCAUCGCCAUCCCCCAGGUUAAGGUUAGCGACCUCCCUUUUCCAUACAGAGUUUCAACGAAAAUGAAACCAUAGCCUGCCCUGUUUUAUUUUAAAAUUUUCUACCAAAUCCUAAGGUUAGAAUGUAUGCCACGUCUCACGGAAUUUUCUGAGACAAUCUUGUCACAGAAUGGGAGGAAGGAAAGAAGAAAAAUCCCGACUUGAUUAAUAAAAGCAUUGUAAAACCCUUGCCCCCACUAGUGCAGCGGAAUGGGAAUCUAUUUAUAGUGGAUUCAGGAAAAAAUAAAAUUCAAAAAGGGGACAAAAAGGGGGAAAUGAUUUAAACUAAAGAACUCACAAGGUUAAAUAUUAAACUUGUUCCAUCAGAUACUAAGCAAAUGUUUAAUGAGAUAUUUUAAUCUUCAGAAGCAAAAGAUUUCACAGUUUUUAAAGCUGAAACAUGUGACAUUUUGGAAUAAAACAUUUCAACGGGUGGGAUCAGGUCUUUCCGAGAGAAGCAAUACUAGCCUUUCCUUCUCUGGUUUAGAAUUUCUAGAGAAAGGGGAAAGGAGGAGGGGGGGGGGGGGAAGCCUAUGAAAACUGCCCUGGAGAUUGUGUGUAUGUCGAGGGGAGUUAAAAAAAAAAAAAAAGCAGCCUUCAUUUUUAGUAAUAUUUUGAAAGUCUAGAUCUGAGGAAGACCGAACGGGAAGAAAGCAGCGGUGAUUUUUAAAAAUUGAAAUGCGAUGCUCCUUUUAUAUAUAUAUAUUUUUGGCUACGGAAAUACCCGCUGGGUCUAAUGAACUGCCUUGCUCCAUUCAGGGGCAAAGGGAGACUUUGGGGGAGAAGACACUUAGGAGAUUUUUCAGAGUGGUUUCCCUUUUUUGGUGGUGGAAGGGGUGUUGUUUGUUUUUUCUUCGGGCCGGGAGAGUUCCGCGGGCUCCUGCCUACCUGCUGGCCCGGCUCCGAGCGGUGCUGCAGUACGGAGGAGGGAGCGGUAGGAGGAAAGAGCUCUAACUCCAGUGUUUGUGUCUCUGAUCUCUCCCCACCGCAGGCAAAGAAAAUGCCCCCAGCGGAAUCUCCGCCGGCCGAAGACCAUGGAACUGCUCCGAGGCUUAUAUUUUAAACCCCUUUGAUUUGGGGUGUGUGGAGGGGGGAGGGGCCCUGGAAGGGGGGGCGCCUGGGGAGGGGUGGAGGAAAACGAAACGGCUUGGAAGUUGGCACUCAGAUGAUGGAUGGCCGAGAUUUGGGGCCUCCCCGGUCUGUCCACGGCCCCCCCCCUCCGCUACUGUCCGGAUUGGCAAUGGAGAGCCACCGGGUCGGUGCUGCCACGGCCACCGGCCGCCUGCCUUCCUCUUCUGGCCAUUUGGCCGCCGGGCUGCCGGCUCCUCUGCCGCCGGGAAAGUACAUGCCGUCGGGAAUCAACCUCCACUCGCACCCGGGUGAGGCCUUCCUGGGUGGGUUUGUGGCCAGCGGACUAGGGACCUCCUCCACACCCCAUGGAAGCCCUGCCCCUUUGCCCUCUGACCUUCCCUUCCGGUCACCUACCCCCAGCAACCUGCAGAUGGUGCAACUGUGGGCCGCCCACUCCCAUGAAGGUUUUUCCCAUCUGCCUAAUGGGCUGUACCCUUCGUAUAUUCCCCUGAGCCACCUGGAGCCCCCCAACAGCGGCAGUCCCCUUCUGGCCCAGCUGGGGCAGCCGGGCCUCUUUGACUCUCCGAAAGAUGGAUUCUACCUACCGGGCCAGGUGGCCUUGCACCCCCAGAACCCUGUGUCCAGGACGGCAGCCAGCCAUGCUUCGGCCGCCCUGCUCCGGGACAAGGACCUCAGCCACCUUCCCAAAGGCUCCCGGGAGGGCCCCGCGAAGGAGCACGGCAAAGAGCGGUCCUGUAGGGGGGACCUGCCGCCGCCCUUCAGCAAGAGGGAGGGAAAGGCCAAGGAGGAGCCACGGCCUCGCAGUGUUGUGGAUCUGACGCAGGAUGCCAAGCCCGAAGGGGAGCGGCGGCUGAGCGGGCUGGAGCGGGCGGCCAAGAUGGGCGAGCGGCUCUCCCCCUUCCUGGCAGAGCAUGUCAGCCACCGCGCCCUGGGGAGCGCGGAGCCCAAGUCCAAGAACCCGCUGCAGACGUCCUCCCUGAGCAACUGCAAUGGCGGGGGAGACCCCCUGCUGAAGGCGCUGGGCGCCGAGCAGGACUGCUGUGGGAAGGACGCUGCCCCGCACGACGAGAACAUGAGGCCCGCGCUCCACGGCCACCUGGACAGGAUGAAAAGGGGCGAGGCCGUGAUCCCCGCUAUCACCACUUUGCACAUCUCCUGCACCUGCCCCUCUCCUCACCCUGCCCCGCCGGGGAAGAUGACCCCCUCGUCCGCUUCGUCUUCCUCCUCCUCCGCAGUGACAUUCCCCCCGCAGCCCGUCCAUUCCAGCAUGUACACCAUCUUUCCCCCGGCCAAGGAGCCGGGCCGGGAGCACAAAGUCAUCGCCCCCACCUUCGUGCCUUCCGUCGAGGCCUACGACGAGAGGAUGGGCCCCAUCCAGAUCGCCUCCCAGGCCCGGGACAACAAGGCCAAGGACAAGGAGCCGGGCAAGGUGGAGGGGCUGCAGCCGCCACUGGAAAGGGGCCUGGCCGACCUCUCCCGGGCCCUCCUGCCCCAGGACUUCCCCGGCCCGGGCGACGCCAGGCGGGCCGAGGUGCUAAGGGAGAAGAACUCGGUCAUCCGCGCCAACUCCCUGGUGCUGAAGCGGCACGCGGCCUCCGAGCCCUUCCAGAGCCGGCCCGGCCUGGGCUCCCCGGAGAGCAGGGACUACCUCCCCGCCAAGGACUUGCUGAAGCCCGAGGUCGAGCACCGGGCCUGUGAGCGCGAGCGCUUUUCCAGGGCCGGCGCCAAGGAGGCGGCCAAGGCCUAUGGUGUCCUGGAGCCCUCCCGGCAGCCCCCGGACCCCGGCCAGCUGAAGCUUCCCCCCGAGCAGAAGUGGAAGCCCUUCGACAUGGGCAACUUCGCCACCACGCAGAUGGCCGUGCUGGCCGCUCAGCACAACCACGUCAGCCGGGCGGAGGAGGAGGUGGCCAAGAAAGGCUACCUGGACCCCAGCGGGCUGCAGCGAGUGCCGGUGGUGGGGGGUCCCCGGGGGGGUGGUGACCUCCAUCCCAUCCCCCACAGCGAAGGCUCUGCCAUGCAAAGCCUCAUCAAGUACAGUGGCAGCUUUGCCAAGGAGGCCUCAGCCCGGCCCGGCAGCGGCAAGAAGAGCCCUUUUGGCGGGCUGGGCAACAUGAAACUGGACCCUUCGCAGCUGGGGACCGCCAAGGUCCAGCAGCUGCUCUCCCACCAAGGGGGCAAGCAGCUAAAGAGGGACCCUGAGAGGCCGGAAAGUGCCAAGUCCUUCGGGAGGGAGAGCAUCGGGUCACAGGGCGAGGUGGAAGUGAGGCACCCGCCUGUGGGCAUUGCGGUGGCCGUGGCCCGCCAGAAGGACAACAGUGGCACUAAGCUGGGGCCCGGCCUGGCCGACCAGGAUCGCUCCCUAUCCCUGAGCAACAUCAAAGGACACAGUCGCUCAGAUGAGGACUGCGGAGAUGACCGAGGCCGUCACAGGGAAGAACGCCUCCUGGGGGGAGGGCGCUUGGAGCGGGACCAAGAGAAGCUGCUCAGAGAAAGCAAGGAAUUAGCUGACUUGGCCCGGAUCCAUCCCGCUGGUUGUGCCACAAACGGCCUGAAUCCUAACCUCAUGGUGACAGGGGGCCCAGCCCUGACUGGUUCUGGGCGUUGGUCUGCUGACCCAGCUUCCCACCUGGCUGCACACCCAUGGCUACCCCGGACUGGUAGCCCCUCCAUGUGGUUAGCAGGCCAUCCCUACGGCUUAGGCCACCCUUCCCUGCACCAGGGCAUGACUCCAGCUUUCCCCCCUGGUAUGGGGGGUUCUAUUCCUUCUUCUGCUUAUCAGUUUGCCAGGGACCCUCAGUCAGGACAGUUGGUAGUGAUCCCCAGUGAACACUUGCCGCAUUUUGCUGAGUUGAUGGAGCGAGCACCCCCUCUGUGGCCUGCGAUGUACCCCCCAACCCGAAGCUCCCUCCAACAUGCUCAUCAGCUCCAGCUGCUGUCUCACCAGCAGUUGCUACGGCAACACGAGCUGUACAUCUUGCAGCAGCAAGCUGCGCACGCCAUGGAGCUGCAGAGGAGUGCCCAGCUGGUGGAAAGAUUAAAAGUCAACGAACAGCGGGCAGAGAUGGAAGAGAAGGUCUCCAAGCGGAGCCUGGAGAAUAGUAAACAGGGUCUCCCCUCCUCUGGUUCAGGACUUAUCCACCGAAAGCCCCCCGUCCUCUCACCCAGCACUUCCACGUCCUACAGCAAGGCUGUGAGCCCACCACCCUUAUCCCCUCGUGCCUCACCUGUGACAGUGCUCAAAGCUAAGGUGAUCCAGAAAUUGGAGGAGACACCCAAGCCACCAGCUUACUCUUACCCUGCCACCCCUAGUUCCCACCCUUCUAGCCCUCCUCCUGCCUCCCCACCUCCAACCCCUGCUAUCCCCCCCAAAGAGGAAGUUCCAGAAGACAUAGAGAAGAAAGACUUGGAAUUAGAGAAAGAAGCCUCCAGCCCAUUUCAAGCCUUGUUUCCAGAGAUUCCUCCAAGAUAUUCAUUCCAGUCCCUUCCCACUUCUUUUGGGAGACAUUACCCAUAUCUCCUCCAGCCCACAGCAGCUUCUGAUGCCGAUGGGUUAGCUCCUGAUGUGCCAUUGCCUACUGAGGGACCUGAACACAUGGAAUUGUCUCCGGAAGAUAAGCCCCUUCAUUUGCCCCCAACCAAAAUAGUAGAUACCCUCCAGGCCAGCCCUGAGGAGGAACCUUUGGAGGAGAGGGUGAAGGCUGAGGUGGAAGAAAUGGAAGAGGGCCAGGAAGGACUCCCUGAGCCAAACUUGGAACCACCCAGUCCCCUGUCCCCAGCAGCUAGGCCAGCCCAGAGCCCGGACAACUGUAAUCAUUUGUCGCAGCCGGGAGAAUCAUUAGGCCCAAUGGAGCAAGAGCUGGAGGAGAGUCAGGGCUGCCCACCAGAGUAUCAGGUCGGGUCUUGCCCGACCGAAGUUGAAGCUAAGAUUCAGGAAGAGCCAAGUGCUGGGCCAGAGGCCUGCUCCAUUCACAUGGACUACGAAGGCCAACUGGAUAAAGAUGUGGAAGACCUCCCCCGGGGGGAACUUACAGAGGAGCCAAAUGAAAAGCAGGGCACUCCUCUGCCUAGUGGACCUCCAUCCAGCGUGGAAAUCCCAGAGAGGGAGUCCGGGGCCGGGGGGCAAGAGCUCUACAGCCUCCCCGCAGAGGAGGCAGGGCCCGUGCCAGCCAGCCCCCCGUACCCAGAGGAAGCUGCUCCCUGCCCCCUGCCUACUCUGGACAUCAAGCCCGACGACCCCCUGGCCGGCAUGAAUGCCUUGGUGGCUGCCACAGAGCUCCCUCAGGCCUAUCCCCUGCUGAACACUGGCGGCGUCACCCAGGCCCUGGUGAACCUGGAGGUGGCUGAGAGCCUGUCCUUGGAGCAGAGCUUCUUACAGGGGAUCACUCUGCUGAGCGAGAUCGCUGAGCUAGAACUGGAGAAGAGGAAGCAGGAAGUCGAGAGCCCUGAGAGCUGUCCUGUGCGACCCACCCUUGAGAGCUUGCUAGCUGCCAGCACCCAUAUGUUGAUGGAGGUGCUCUCCAAUCCCUUCAUGGACCCUUUGAAGACCAUCAAGCUGCCUCGGGAACUGAAUCCUAAUAAGAAGUAUAGCUGGAUGCAGAAAAAGGAUGAACCGAUGUACUCUAUCAAGUCUGCCAUCGAGAACAUGGACGCGAUGGAGCUCGACUACCGCAUGAGAUUGGCUGAGCUCCAGCGCCGGUAUAAGGAGAAGCAGCGGGAGCUGGUGAAGCUGCAGCGGCGCAGAGAUUCUGAGGAAAAACGUGAAGAGAAAAGUAGAAGUUUGGCGCGAAGAGGCCCUGGAAGGCCGCGGAAACGGAAGCAUGGAUCCAGUGCUCUGUCUCCUCCUCUGGAAAAAGGGAAGAGUGACGGCAGGAGCGGAAAGCUGAGCAAGUCUUUGCUGCUGUCAGAAGACUCGGAGAAUGGAGAAGGGAUGCGGAAGAGACACAAGGGGUCAAUCCCUGAGGAUGAGGAGGACAUAGACAGUGGAAUUGGGAAAUCAAAGGGGAGACACCAGAAUUGGGAUGACCAUGAGACCACAUCGGGCUAUUCCAAUGAGCUAAAGAUCAAGAAGAAGAAGGUGGCCAGUGACCAGGAGCAGCUGGCAACCAAGCUGGAUAAGGCCCUGUCCCUCACCAAGCAAGACAAGCUGAAGUCACCCUACAAGUUUUCAGACAGUUCUGGGGGGAAGCAGAAAAGUAGUGGGGUUAGCACCAGGUACUUAUCUCCCCAUGACACUCUGCUGAGCAAGGAAGAGAAAAAAGUCCUGACCAAGGGCCUGAGCCUAUCCCUAAAACCCCCUAAAGAAGGUAAAAAUAAGUUCGCUGCCAAAAUGAAGAUGGAGGUGGGGCUAAAGGUCAAAGGUCAACUGAAAGUUUCCCACUCACCUGUGAUAUCGGAAAUGAGCAGCUACUCCUAUAAUACGGACUCAGAGGAAGAUGAUGAAUCCCUGAGGGAUGAGUGGCCUUCACAGUCUCCAUCCAGCUCCAAAACGAGACCUUCCAGUCUCUACAGCGUAGUGGCCAAAAAGAGCAGCAAGUCGACUGGUGGUCUCAAACCACCCAAGAGGGGCGUGUCUGCCACCAGAACUCUCAAAGCUAAGCAGGCCACAAGCAGAAAGCAAUCAUUUGGUUUGCUACUCCGAGAAGCCGAGGCUAGAUCUUCCUUCAGUGAUUCUUCGGAGGACUCAUUUGAUCAAGAUUAUAGUUCUGGAGAGGAGGAAGAAGAAGAUGAAGAUGAUGAAGAAGACGAGGAAGAAAUGGACAGCUAUGGGAUGAAUGGCCCCAAUAGGCUGUCAUCCCCAUCUUUAGAUGAGAGUGGUCUGGGGUUGCUGGCCCGAUUUGCGGCCAGUGCCAUGCCUAGCCCCAUUGUGGCUCCCCCACUUUCUAUCAUCCAGUUGGAAGCCAAACAGAAGGCAAAAAAGAAGGAAGAAAGGCAGAAUCUAAUGGGGACUGAAUUUGAGUAUACCGAUUCUGAGAGUGAAGUCAAAAUAAGGAAGAAGUCCCCACCAGGUCUGCUUCGUGGGAAGAAGGGACUGAUGGAGCAGGGAGGAGCCCCGCCUACACCCUCUCCCAGUACCCUGGGUGUCAAUCCCCCUGUCCCGGAGAAAACCAAGAUUGCUGUGGAGAAAGGGCGAAAGUCAAAGAAACUCAAGUCCCCCAAAGAAUCAAGCUUUGAGUUUGGGCUGGAGGUGAGCGAUGACGAUCUGUGGAACAGGCGCCGGAGUGAGCGGAUUUUCCUCCAUGACGCUAGCACUUCAGCCACGGUUCUGUCCCCUGCUUCCUCCACCCCUGUCUCCAAGGGAAGCCGCUGCAGCAAAGGGACCCCACUGAGCCCCAGAAAGGAAGGCAGCAAAGGGAAGGAGAGGAAAGAGCUCAACAAGCAGAAGAAGAAGGGAAAGGAGAGCUCCUGUUGUUCCUCCAUGUCCCCACCUGGUAUCCCUUCCCUGACCUCAGAAUCUCGGACAUCCUUAACUAGCUCCAUGGCCAACAAGAAGAAUAAGGGCAAGGCUAAAGGGAAGGAAGUAAAGAAAGAGAACCGAGGGAAGGGAGGAGCUGUGAGUAAGCUGAUGGAAAGUAUGGCAGCUGAAGAGGAUUUUGAACCCAAUCAAGACAGCAGCUUCUCUGAGGAUGAGAACUUGCCCUUGAGCAUGCUGGUAGAGCGGCCUCUGACUCCAGCCCCUCGAUCCUGUAUCAUUGACAAGGAUGAGCUGAAGGACGGACUGCGGGUCCUCAUCCCUAUGGAUGACAAGCUGUUGUACGCUGGGCACGUGAAGACGGUCCACUCGCCUGACAUAUACCGAGUGGUGGUAGAAGGAGAGAGGGGCAACCGGCCCCACAUCUAUUGUCUGGAGCAGCUCCUUCAAGAAGCGAUCAUAGAUGUGAAGCCACCGUCAAUCAGAUUCUUGCCUGAGGGAACCAGGAUUGCAGCUUAUUGGAGCCAGCAGUACCGUUGUCUCUAUCCUGGCACUGUGGUCCGAGGGGCCCUGGAUCUUGAGGAAGAUGGGGAUCUGAUCACGGUAGAAUUUGAUGAUGGGGACACUGGGCGUAUUCCCUUAUCUCACAUCCGUCUUCUGCCACCAGACUACAAGAUUCAGUGUGCAGAGCCCUCCCCUGCCCUCCUCGUGCCCAGUGCUAAACGUCGAAGUCGGAAAUCCAGCAAGGAUGCUGGAGAAGGAAAAGACGGCAGCUCCCUGGGGUCAGAGGAAUCUGGUGCUAAGGGCAAAGGUCGUGGGCGGAAACCCAGCACCAAGGGCAAAGGUGAAGAGGCGAGUCUCCCAGAAGAGGUGGCCCAGACCGACCCUUCUCCAGGGCCCCCUUUGACUCCCGAGAAGCCAGGCACCCUGGGCAAGGCGGGCACCAAGAACUCCAAGAAGAACCCGACGGGUCUCCCCGAGGAGAAGCGCAGCAAAGCCGCCAAGAUGAGGCUGCCCCCCAAGUUGCACGGCCCAGCGGCUCCUGCUUUCCAGACGCCCGCAUUCGCCAGCACGCUGGCCCCGGAGGCUUAUGGGGAGCUGACUGCUUUCAGCGCGGCUGACAGCCCCUCCUCGGGGAGAUCGAAAGGGAAGAAGGGCAGAGGGGCAGAGGAGGCGGCCGAGUUUGGCUCGGCCUCCAAGGGCUCGAGGAGGCCGGCGGACAGCGAGCUUCUCAUCAAGCUGGACCACGAGGGGGUGACCUCCCCUAAGAGCAAGAAGACAAAGGAGGCCAUGAUGAUGCUGGAGGACUCGGGUCUGAACGGCCGCCGGGAGUGCAAGAGCCUCGUGGCCUUGAGUGGCUACUCUUCCCUGGGGGGCUCUGAGGCGAAGGCCAAGGCCGUGCGCGGCAAGGCCCCCGAAGAGGACCCUCUGGUUCCCGGCUUUGCGGGCAAGUUUGACGGCUCUGGGGACCCCCUGGCCUCCAUGGAGAAGGACAAGGGGGGUGCCGAAGCUGCAGACGCGGCAGAGGAGUCCGAGAGCAGCAGCAGCAGCAGUAGCAGCAGCAGCAGCAGUUCAGAGACUGAAGGGGAAGAGGAAGGGGACAAGAAUGGGGGGGACGCCCGUGGGGAGGACAGUAGCUCCUCCAGUUCCCGGGCCUCCAGCCCGAUGUCUUCAUCCAACUCCUCCUCCUCCUCCUCCUCCUCCAGCAGCAGCAGCAGCUCCUCUUCUUCCUCCUCCUCUUCUUCCUCCUCCUCUUCCUCCUCUUCCUCCUCUUCCUCCACCUCCUCCAGCUCCAGCUCCUCCUCCUCCUCCUCCUCCUCCUCCACGACAGACGAUUCCUCCUGCAGCUCAGACGACGAGACGGUCGAGGAGGCCCAGGCCGGCCCCUCUGUCCAGCCAGACCUUCCUGCCAAGGCGGCCAAGCAGGCUGGGAAAUCUCGGACCUCCUCUCACCCUGAGGGCAAGAAGCAGCCUCAGCAGCCGCCCACCCCGGCCCCGAAGGCGCAGCCCGGGGGCAGCAAGAGCCGCCCCAAGAAGCGGGAGGGCAUCCACCUGCCCACCACCAAGGAGCUGGCCAAGCGGCAGAGGCUGCCGUCCGUGGAGAACCGGCCCAAGAUCGCCGCCUUCCUCCCGGCCAGGCAGCUGUGGAAGUGGUUCGGCAAGCCCACUCAGAGGCGGGGCAUGAAGGGCAAGGCCAGGAAGCUCUUUUACAAGGCCAUCGUCCGGGGGAAAGAGAUCAUCCGUAUUGGCGACUGUGCGGUCUUCCUGUCGGCUGGCCGGCCCAACCUGCCCUACAUCGGUCGCAUCCAGAGCAUGUGGGAGUCGUGGGGGAACAACAUGGUGGUGAGGGUGAAGUGGUUCUACCAUCCUGAGGAGACCAACCCCGGCAAGAAGCUCCACGAAGGCAAGGGAAACUCACUGAUUUCUUCUCGUUCCUGCUUUGGGAAACAGCGCUGGGAUCAGAAGUCAGAGAGGAGCAUCCCCACCGCCCUGCAGACCUCCAGCCAGAGGAAGGACUUCAUGGAGCGCGCCCUGUACCAGUCAUCACACGUGGAUGAGAAUGAUGUCCAAACCGUCUCCCAUAAGUGUCUCGUGGUUGGCUUGGACCAGUAUGAGCAGAUGCUGAAGACCAAGAAGUAUCAAGAUAGUGAGGACCUGUAUUACCUGGCAGGGACCUAUGAACCCACCACUGGCAUGAUUUUUAACACAGAUGGAGUCCCAGUUAUCUGCUGAGUUGCUGAGAAAAGGGGAGAGAUCCUAGCCAGCCCAAACAGGAUCUCUCUGACCUGGACAGAGGGAUCAGAAGGGGAUAGAAAGAAAGAGAAAGAGACAGAGAGAGAGAGAGAGAGAGAGAGAGAGAGAGAGAGAGAGUAUAUAGACGACAUGAUUGUUUCUUUCACUUGCCUAACCUCUGAGUCGUUGGGUGGGGGGUCAUCACAAAGCGACAGCAAAUGCGCAGAGAAGGAGACUUGCAGAUGCUUUCAGACAGCACCAAGGACAGACUUUCCCCCCUUAACCCCUCACUCCCUUUGCCGGCCCCCUCACCCGGCUGCCCGCAUAGAAAGGGCUCAUGACCAGCUGCCUUCACCUCCCCUGGGAAAAAAAGGGGGGAGAUUCUCAUGAUCACUGCCACGGUGAGGGAGACUCUGUGUGAGUGUUUGAGAGUGUGUGUGAGUGUGUGUGUGAAUGUGUAUGUGUGUGUCUCCAGCCUCCAUUCAGAAUCCUGAGGUGCCCUUGGCUGGGGACAGACACGGGAGAACCAUCAGGGUAUAUAUAAAAUAUAUACAGCUGAUGCUCCCUCACCCUCCCAGUUGUCCUGGAUGGAGAGGGAAGCCCAGCUUCUCUUGAGUACCUUGGACAUGCUUGGCUGCAGGGGUGGACAGUGGGCAGGCUGCUGCCCAGGCCCUGGAGGACAGCCCUUUAGGAACGUCAGGAUGUCUUUGGCAGCGGUCUGGUCAGCAGCAGCAGGAACCUAAGAGACACUCAAGCCGGGAGGGCCCCUGCAAUUCAUGUUUUCUCAUAAAUCCACAAAAUGCAGGAUCUCUGAGUGGCAGAAGAAGGCAAGUGAGAGGGGAAGGGUUUGAAAGGAACCCAAAAGGCCCGGAUUCAGGACAUGAACUGCAUGAGAACUUUUCCCAACCCUUCCAAGGAAACUCCCAAAUCCGGAUCUACUUGGGGUGGAGAGAUCUGUUUCCCAAACUCAGGGCUGGCCUGGCUCCCAGGCAGUGCCGUGGGGAGGUUUGUGACCAGAAGAACAAGCCUGAGGGGAAUCAGAUACCAGCAUCCCUCUCCCCAGGCUACUUAUCACCCACCGAGGAGGUUGACUGGUGAUGGUGGGGCUGGUCCCAAGCAGGUUCUCCCAAUUCCUGUUGGAAAGCUGCAUCUCUGCCUCUUGCUACACUGCUCCACCAACCCUAAAGAUGAAGCUUCAGUGGCCUCUCUAUUCAUGGAGAAUUCCCAGCUGCCCCACAGGGCCUGUGCAAUGCGCAGGCUUGAGGGGAACAUGAAAAAAAAAAAAAGCCAGAAGUGUCCGGGGUCCCUGCCCUUGCACUCAGAAAGGGGUGCACUGACACCUGCUUGGGACACCCCAUCCCGGGCCCCCUCCCUCUAAGGAUGGCCGGGGGUAUUGCCUCACACUCCUGGGAGCACGGCUCCCGAGGAUGGAUCUUGGACUCAUCUGCAAUGGUACUUGGGGCACGUCCUCGGGAAGGGAAGAGAUGAGGGGCAAGCCCACCUUGCAGCGCUCACACUACGAAGAACCACAAAUGGUGCUGAAAUUGACACCCCCUCACUCGCCCCUGCACCCCCAGUCCCUCUCCCGGAUCAGGGCUCCCCAAGAGCCUCGAGGAGAAUGCUGUUUCUUAACCUGUACAGUUUUAAUGUACCGAAAAGACUCUCUAGCCCCCCUGUAUUAUACGUCUUUAAAUGGAUUCAACUUUUUAAUUAUAUAUAUAAAUAUAAAUAUAUAUAAAUAUAUAUAUAAAUAUAAACUUUUUAAAACUGUGAAAAAAAGUUAUGGAAUUAUAAAGUGAACACGGUCUGACGUUUAGAAUAUUAUUUUUUAUUUCCUGUUGGAUUGUGAUUGUAAAGCAUUGGGCUCACGCACCACACUUCCACGCACACCCCCCACCCUGCCCCUACCCUGCCCCUUAGGCCUAAAGUGUACUGUACUCACCCCAACGGACUGUGUGCGGACAUAGGGAGAAGAGAAGCCUGAAAGAACGAGCGAGCGAGCGAGAGUGAGCGAGCGACCGACGGAGCACGGGUACCCGUGCCCGACAGAAAGCACUUAUCUGCCCCAGCGCCUUCUAGGAAAACACAAGGGUUUGUCCAGACAAUCGCGAGGGAAGGAAAGCCAGACUUCAGUUUUGUUUUGGGGGGAUUUUUUUGUUUUUAAUUUUUUUUUUUUGCAAUUUUGUUUGUUGGCGAAUUCUGUGUGAUCUUUUUUCAUAAAAAAAAAAAAAAAAGAUUCAACUGAAAAAAAAACCCCAA